AUGAAGUACCUCUUUGCGGCUAUUGAUGCACGCAAGGCGCGCGCACGGGAGCAGAGCGGCGGAGUUGCCAACGGCAGGGUGGGGCGGACGCGGUACAGCGCAGAUGAGCUCAAGCGCUUGGUCGUGGAGGCCAGCGAGGCCGUGGACGACAAGUCGGCCGCGAACGAGUUCCAGGAGACGCUCGAGCGCAUAGUGAACGAGAUCAAGAAUACGACCGAACACUCUGGUCCGUUCCUCCAAAAGGUUCGCAAGGCAGACGUGCCCGACUACUACGAUGUCAUCAAACGCCCGAUGGACCUCGCAACCUUGCUCAAGAAGGUCAAGCAGCAGUCGUACCGGACGAAGAAGGCGUUCGCAGAGGACCUCGACCUCAUUUGGUCCAACUGCUUGCUCUACAACAGUCAUCCGAGCCACCCGCUCCGACACUCGGCUGAAGUCCUUCGAGCCAAGUCGAACCAGCUUCUCGAGUUCAUUACCGACCCGACCCUCUCGCAACGAUCCCUCCUCGCCGCUCACAUGUCCUCAGCUGCACUCGACGCACGACGGGCGGGCAGCACUCGGGUCGGAACGCCGGACGAGGAUGCGGAUGCGGACGCGGAGAGCGAUGACGAGCCGGCGCGGCACAAGCGGGCGCUGAGCGAGAGGUUUCUGAACGGGAUCAACGGCGACACUCCUCACGACUCGUCUGCCUCGCCUGCACCAUCGCGCUCUGCCACACCUGGCAUCACUCGACGUUUGAGCCGCAAGUUCAGCGCAGGACCCCUCGGCCGCGUCUCUCCCUCACCUGAACCGACUCCCCCUCCUCCUGCCGGCCUCCCCUUCGAAGAGCAGCCCGCCUUCGUCCGAACACCUCAGUCGAUGCACGAGUUUCUCCUCCUCGACCGCGAGCUCUCCAAGCUCGAAGGUUCCGGCUUCAAGCCGACCAAAUCGAGUGCCUCCGCCCUCCUCCCUCCUUCCGCCUUCGAACCAGCCUCUUCUACCGUCAUCGCAACCAGGUCGAAGCGCAAGACGCACAAGGAGCACAUUGCCGACCUCGUCCACCGCCUCAACCCCGACUUGCUGCCGAAACCUCCCGCCGAACCCGCUUCGUCGACCGAGAACUCGCCCGCUGCCUCGACUCCCACUGCACAAUCCGAGCCUCGAUGUCAGCCUACGCAGCCUCUCGAGGCAGUUUGGUGGGACAUUGUCGGUCCUGCACCCUCCUCUUCCGCCCUCAUCCCCGCUCCUUCCGCCUCAACCACCGUCAACGGCAUCAACGGCCACGUCGCCGAGUCAUCUGCGCCGCCUGCACCUUCGGCCGUACCAGCCCUCGCAGCGGGCAUGCCGCACGUUCCUUGGGUUGGCUACUCGGCCACACCCUUCGCUACCUCGACCGGCUCGCGUGCGGGUCCAGGAUUGGACGCGAAGGGCAAGGGCAAGCAGAAGGCGGGAGAAGUCGCCAUUCGUGCGAAUGGAGUGUCGAAGCAGGUUGCGAGGCGGAAAGAGGCGGAUGUUGGGCUGGCGCCAAAGAUGCGGCGAAACUGUGAGACGUGGAGGCGGAUCAGGAGGGUCGGUGCGGUUUUGGCGAGGGAGAGUACAACGGCAGAUCUUGAAUCGCCGGUUGUCUCGUCCGACGAAUCCGAUACCGAUCUUCCGGCUAUGAACGGCAUGGACGUCGACGGUGCGCGACCUGCGAAGCGACGACGGCGAAGCCGUCCGAUGUUGUCGGCCAUCAGCGUCCCUCAGCGAGCCCUUGCUUGCCCAGCAACAGCGCCAGUCGCCGCGCGAGAAGCGAUGCGCAGCUUUGCAGGAGGUAUGCUUGCGCAUUCGGGCUUCGAAGGUGCGAACGCCGGCGCUCUCGACGUACUGGGCCAUGUUGCGGGCGAGUAUCUCGCAAACAUGGCGCGGACACUGCGGUUCUACUCUGAUCGCUAUGGCGCCGAUAUGUCUGACAAGCGCAUCCUCGUACACGCGCUCGGCGAGAACGGCGUGCCAUCGCCAGCGCAUCUGCAGGCAUACGUCUCUGAAGACGUCGACCGCUACGGCUCGCGGCUUUCCGACUUGCUCGCCAAGCUUGAGCGUGCACGGCGAGAACAGCUCGAUUCGCUGACCGAGGAGGACGUCGCUCGAGCCGACGGUGCCGAUGAGGCGCUCUUCGCCGACGAUGGCGAGGCGUUCGUCGCGGGUGACUUUGCGACGAGGAUCGGCGAGGACUUCUUCGGUGUCGCGGAGCAGGGGUUGGAUCAGGAGCUGAGCGUGUCGACUCUGGUGCUGCCGAAGUGGAUCUUGCGGGGCGAGCCAAGACCGCUCGAUAGCGCAUCAACAAGCUCUCUCGCCUACUCGCCUCCUCCCGCCUUCGUCCCCCUCACGCCAGACGCCGUCUCGUUCCAGAUCGGCCUCCUUCGACCGUACCUCUCCCACCGCGCAGCCCGCCCCGACCUCGGUCUCGCCGACGAGGCAGGCCAUCUCUCCGGCACGUCGUCGCGCUCGAAGACCGGCGUGCGGCACAAGGUCCCGCCUCACGGCCGCAUCCCGUUCAAGGGCAAGAGGCGGCCCGACGACCCGACUAUGCCCGCAGCGAUUGCGGCGCAGCUUGCGGGCGCGAACGAGCCGAAGAAGAAGAAGAGAAAGGUCGCGCAGGUGGAAGAAGCGGUCGUCGAGAGCGGCGGCGAGUGA
Messenger RNA from Rhodotorula toruloides NP11, 2655 nucleotides. Its product is annotated as transcriptional activator SPT7. The transcript has 12 exons. Gene Ontology annotation, biological process: regulation of transcription by RNA polymerase II. Gene Ontology annotation, cellular component: SLIK (SAGA-like) complex; SAGA complex. NCBI's taxonomy places the organism in Eukaryota, Fungi, Basidiomycota, Microbotryomycetes, Sporidiobolales, Sporidiobolaceae. The record is from RefSeq and is a predicted model, not a curated record. The coding region runs from base 1 to 2655 and encodes 884 amino acids. Gene Ontology annotation, molecular function: protein heterodimerization activity; structural molecule activity.